CCAAUCGGAGGAAAACUAGUGGAACGAGAGAAACAUCAAGGUUGAAGAAAAAGGAGAAAAACCACUCGAAUUCAGCAAUGGCCACUCCUAUGGUGUCAAGGAAAAGGCCAUCGUUCUUGGCUCUUGUCCCUGCAGCACUUUUUGUUUCAUCCUGUUACGCGUCUAGGGACGCUCCAGGUGAUCCAUGGCAUGCAGGCCCGAACGGGAUCGUGAUACAGGACGACCCCAAGUGCGAGGUGAUGGUGCCGUGCAACCGGCUCAAGUGCUACGACUACUGCCUCAGCAUAGGGCUGGAAGACAGGGGGUUCUGCACCUUCAAGCCCGACCUGCAGUUCUACUGUUGUUGCCGCGUCCCAGCCUCCCCCGGCGCCUGA
Phragmites australis (common reed) is the source of this 374-nucleotide messenger RNA. RefSeq lists its product as uncharacterized. The coding region runs from base 78 to 374 and encodes 98 amino acids. The record is from RefSeq and is a predicted model, not a curated record. Lineage: Eukaryota; Viridiplantae; Streptophyta; Magnoliopsida; Poales; Poaceae. The transcript is spliced from 2 exons.